AUGGGUGAUGACGUCUCUUCGCUUGGCGAUCUGUGGGCCAAAAUUCAAGGGUUGUUCGAGGAUACCAACUCACGCAUCGAUUCCUGCAAGUCGGACCUGGAAAUCCGUAUCACCAGCGUGGAAGCUAAGUUGUUGGAGCUAAAAACUGACUGCAGUGUCAGCGUAAAACAAGUUUCCGAACGGCUCAACGAAACCCGCAAUGAUCUGUAUGCUGUGUCAAAUCAACUGGACCGCCUGGAACGUGCCCAUGACCUGAUCCUCAACGGUGUCCCAUUCAGCCAGAACGAAGAUCUGCAGGUGCUGUUUCGAAUGAUUGCUGCCAAACUUGCGUACAACCCCGCAAACACGCCUAUUGUGAGCCUCAAACGACUGUCCAAACAAGCCAUAACCGUUGGAACUUCCCCGCCGAUCUUGUGCCAGUUUGCUAUCAGGAACGAGAGGAUCGAGCUGUAUGGCCGCUACCUACGAAGUCGGAACCUGACACUGCGAGACGUAGGCUUUGAAACCAUCCCAGCAAGGCCAACCAAGGAGGAGGCAGGAACGGCGGCGACCGCUGAGUCGUCCUCUGCUGCUGUCACGGAGACACGCCCGACGAACACCAGUUCUGCAGCUACGGUCGGAAAGGUGCUUUUGGCAACCGCAGUACUUUUGCUCGUCGACGAUGCUGGACAGGAGUUUCCAGCAAGGGCACUUUUGGACUCUGGGUCAGAGUGCAACAUCGUCUCCACCAAACUCGCUCAACGAAUGCACGUGUCCAGGAACAAGGCAAACGUGCAGAUUUCCGGUGUUGGUCAAGUUCCUACGAAAACUUCGCAGAAGGUUCGUGCCACGGUCAAGUCCAGAUUGUCGAAGUACUGCGAGGUCAUGGAGUUUUACGUUUUGGCCAAGGUGACUGAAGAUCUACCAACCUCCCCGGUGGAACCAACAAGCUGGACUGUUCCCGAAGGUGUCCAACUGGCGGACCCUGAAUUCUUCAGAACCAACCCUAUUGAUGUUUUGCUCGGCGGAGAGUUCUUCUUUAACUUCUUCCCAUCCAAACAGAGGAUCUCGCUUGGAGCAGGAUUACCAUCCCUGGUCGAAUCGGUGUUCGGCUGGAUCGUGACUGGCAGGUGCGGCUGGAACCGUGGAGAAGCACCAAUCGUAUGCCAGCACUCAACCGUAACGGAAACCUUGGAGGAGAUUAUGACCAAAUUCUGGGAAUGCGAGGACGGAGGAUUAACUUCUGAUUAUUCCGUGGAGGAGAGCACGUGCGAGGACCACCACGUGCGCACCGUCAAGCGAGGUGGAGACGGUCGGUAUACCGUUGGAAUGCCAAAGUCUGCUGAUUUGCACAUCAAGCUAGGAGAAUCGAAAAGCGCUGCUGAUCGUCGUCUUCUUUUCCUGGAGAGAAGGUUGGCUCGUGACGAUGACCUGAAGAAGGAGUACCAUGCGUUCAUGAAGGAUUACUUGGACAGGAACCACAUGUGCAAGAUCAUCGAAGACCCGACAAGUACCGCAACCACCUACUACCUCCCACACCACCCCGUCAUCCGAAGUUCCAGCACAACAACGCGUGUCCGCGUCGUGUUUGAUGCGUUAAACAAAACCUCCACUGGGACAUCCCUAAACGACGUUCUGCUGAACGGCCCAGUCAUCCAGGACGACCUGCGCACCAUCAUCUCCCGAAGCCGCCUGUUUCCAAUCCUUCUCGUCGCAGACGUGGAGAAAAUGUUUCGGCAGAUUCGGAUGGACGCCGAGGACCUACCGCUGCAGAGAAUUCGCUGGCGCUUCUCGGAGGACGAUCCCAUCGACACGUACGAGCUGUUAACCGUGACGUACGGCACCAAACCGGCGCCGUUCCUGGCCACCCGAACCCUGAAGCAGCUGUCCGUCGAUGAUGCAACCAAGUACCCACUGGCUGCCGAGAGGAUUGCGAGAGAUGUUUACAUGGACGAUGUAAUCACUGGUGCAUACCACCCUGCCGAAGCGAAACAAAUUCGUGAGCAACUCGACACGAUGACGCUGGGAGCAGGUUUUCCGCUUCGCAAGUGGGUCUCCAACUGUGAGGAAGCGCUCGAGGGUGUGAGUGAGGACAACUUGGCGCUACCGAAAGAGAAGGGGAUCGAUUUCGACGAAGAGAGGACCGUGAAGACUCUUGGGUUGGUCUGGGAGCCGAAAACUGACACGUUCCGGUUCAAGAUUGAGUCGGCGCUGAUUCCACCGAACGAGCUGACCAAGGCCAAAAUCCUCUCUAUCAUUGCCAAAAUUUUCGAUCCUUUGGGGCUUGUUGGACCGGUGGUGGCUAAGGCAAAGAUCUUUAUGCAGGGAAUCUGGGAGUUGAAGAACGCGAAGGGCAAACCCUGGGACUGGAACGAUCCUCUGCCGAAGUCGAUGCUGGACGAGUGGAUGCAGUUCUACGAGCAGCUGCACUACCUGAACAACCUGCGGAUUCCAAGAUUCGCGAUGAUUCCCAAUCCAGUCCACAUUCAACUCCACUUUUGUAGCGAUGCUUCCGAGAAGGCACUGGGGGCGAAUCUGUACAUCCGUUCUGAGGACAAGGAGGGGAGAGUCAAGGUGUCUUUCUUCACGUCCAAAUCCCGGGUCGCUCCUCUCAAGCGACAACCCAUUCCCCGGCUCGAGCUGAACGGAUUUUGGCUAGCCGCAGACAUGUACCGGAAGUUCAAGGAGUGCACAACCUUCCGUUUCGAAACCUUCUUCUGGACGGAUUCCAGAACGGUCCUUCAGUGGCUUGCGAAACCCCCAAGAACGUGGAAUCCCUACGUGGCCAACCGUGUCUCCUUUAUCCAGCAUAUUACCCAAGGUUGUCACUUAUUUCACGUACCCGGAGUCAUGAACCCAGCUGACCAGCUGUCCAGAGGACUGGACCCCAAGGAGUUCAUUGACGGAGAUUGGGACCCGUUGUGGAUGUACGAGACGAGUUCCUGGCCUGCCCAAGCAACACCCGAAGAGGAGACCGAAGAUUGCGCCAAGGAGAGGAGAAAGCACGUCGAGUCAGCUGCUGCAGUUUCUGCCAAGUCGUUCAACGAAUCGUACUUUGGGAAGUUCAACGAAUACUGGAAGCUGAUCCGCACGACCGCCUGCUGGAGACGGUACCUGCGCAAUCGUCGUCUACCGGAAGCCGAGCGUACCCUGUCAGUCCCGCUAACCACCAAGGAACUACGAGAAGCGGAAUGGUGUCUCGCACGGCUGGUCCAGCAAGAAGCUUUCGGCAGAGAACUCCAGGACCUGGCCAAGGGCAAACCAGUUCACAACACGUCGAAGCUACGGUGGUUCAACCCGCAACUCUCCAAGGAAGGUGUCAUCCGCGUGGGAGGACGGUUGGGCAACUCCGACCGAAACGAGAACUUCAAGCACCCGAUUAUCAUCCCAGGAAACCACCACUUCUCCAAACUUCUGGCCGACUGUCUACAUCUACGACUGUUUCACGCCGGAACCCAGCUGAUGCUAGCGACGAUGCGACAGAAGUUUUGGCCGCUGAGAGGACGAGACCUGUGUCGGCAGACCACACACCAGUGCAAGGACUGUUUCAAGGCGUAG
Molecule: messenger RNA, 3537 nt
Organism: Culex pipiens pallens (northern house mosquito)
Lineage: Eukaryota; Metazoa; Arthropoda; Insecta; Diptera; Culicidae
Exons: 3
Coding region: 1-3537 (1178 amino acids)
Source: RefSeq, a predicted model, not a curated record